UUUUGGUCUACCCCACCAAUGCCUCCAUCCUCCACUUCCUCUCUCUCGUUCUUCAAGGACACCCCAGGGUCCACUUCCCACUUAUAAAGCAAUAAAACCGCCAUCAUCCUCACUUCUGUCCCUCUCUCUUUCUUCGCAUCUUCCUUCUUCUUCUUCUUCUUCUUCUUCUUCUGAGCAACUCUCAGAAACCCGCCUUGUUCUUCUUUUACAUUUGACCCGUGCUGACUGCGGAAGAGGAAUAAGUCCCAGUUUUUUUUGGGAUCUUCUGAAUUUUGGAUUCCUCUCUUGGAUACAUCCUUUUGAUGAUUUGUUUGAAGAGAUAUUCUGGAAAAUCGGUCUGAAAUGUGUAAAGCUUUUCAAAGUUGAGGUAUUGUUGAAUUUGAUCUUUGUAUAAAAGAAGUGCAAAAACGCUGAUCUGCAAGCUUUACAGGGAAAGAUGAUGAUGUAUGAAGAGAUGGGGUUCUGUGGUGAUUUGGAUGUGUUGCAUGCUCCCCAUGGGGAAGGAGAUGUUGUUGCCCGGCAGGCUGAACCAGAGGUGGCUGUUGAAGAUGAUUACAGUGAUGAAGAAACCGAUGAGGACGAGCUCGAGAGGAGGAUGUGGAGGUACAAGAUGCGCCUGAAACGGUUGAAGGAACAAGGCAAAUCCAGGGAAGGAAUAGAUGCAGUGAAGCAAAGGCAAUCCCAAGAACAGGCAAGGAGGAAAAAGAUGUCAAGGGCACAAGAUGGAAUCUUGAAGUACAUGCUGAAGAUGAUGGAGGUUUGCAAGGCACAAGGCUUUGUUUAUGGGAUAAUUCCAGAGAAGGGAAAGCCUGUGACUGGGGCAUCUGACAAUCUUCGUGAAUGGUGGAAGGAUAAAGUCAGAUUUGAUAGGAAUGGGCCGGCUGCCAUAGCCAAAUAUCAAGCAGAUAACGCAGUCCCAGGCAGGAACGAUGGAUGCAGUUCUCUUGGUCCAACUCCACACACCCUGCAAGAACUUCAGGACACAACCCUGGGUUCUCUCUUGUCUGCACUGAUGCAGCACUGCGAUCCACCUCAGAGACGAUUUCCAUUAGAGAAAGGAGUUCCUCCACCAUGGUGGCCCACUGGGAAUGAAGAUUGGUGGCCCCAAAUCGGUUUACCUAAAGAUCAAGGCCCUCCACCAUACAAGAAACCACAUGACCUGAAGAAGGCAUGGAAAGUAGGUGUUUUAACUGCUGUUAUAAAGCAUAUGUCUCCAGAUAUUGCUAAGAUUCGCAAGCUAGUGAGGCAGUCGAAAUGCCUUCAAGAUAAAAUGACAGCCAAGGAAAGUGCCACCUGGCUUGCCAUCAUCAACCAGGAGGAGGCUUUGGCAAGAGAACUAUACCCUGACUAUUGUCCCCCAUUAUCCUCAGCUGGAGGUAGUGGAUCUUUGGUCAUCAAUGAUUGCAGUGAGUAUGAUGUUGAAGCGGCUGAGGAUGAGCCAAACUUUGAUGUGGAGGAACAGAAACCUGAUAAUCUUAACCAAUCCAAUAUUGGGCUGGAUAGAAUGAGGGGUAGACUUCCAACUCAGCAACCUUUUCCAAUCAAGGGAGAGAUUGUGACAAAUUUGGAUUUCAUUCGGAAGAGGAAGGUUCCCAAUGACUUUGGCUUGAUGAUGAACCAGAAAAUCUACACCUGUGAGCACCCACAAUGCCCUUACAAUGAUGUUCGCCUUGCUUUUGCUGAUAGGACAUCCCGGGACAAUCAUCAAUUGAAUUGCCCAUAUAGAGGCAGUUCCUCAGAUUUUGGUGGGUCAAGUUUUCAUGUUAAUGAGGUCAAGCCAGUUAUCUUCCCUCAAUCCUUUGUUCAACCCAAACCUGCUGCUCAGUCUGUUAAUUUUGCUGCACCUUCACUAAAUCUAUCAGGGCUUGGAGUUCCUGAAGAUGGCCAGAAAAUGAUUAGUGACCUUAUGUCAGUCUAUGAUACGAAUGUUCAAGGAAGCAACAAGAGCACAAGUUCCAGUAACCGUGUCACCGUGGAAAAUCAGAAUCUUUCCCCGUCCAACAUUCAACAACAACACAACAAUUUCUUCUCUGGUCAAGGAGUUGUUAUGGAGGGAAGCUUCUUUGAAGACUCAAACAUGUCCAGUAAUCAGAUAUUUGCUCGUGAAGAAGGUCAUUUUGACCGGUUCAAGGCUCUGAACUCACCGUUUGAGGCCAACAAUCAUAUCAACAACAACAGCAAUAACAACAACUUCAAUUUAAUGUUUGGGUCCCCUUGUGAUUUGGCAUCCUUUGAUUUUAAGGAUGAUAUACAAGCAGGAGUAGGAGGAAUGGAAUCUCUUCAGAAACAGCCAGAUUUAUCUUCAAUAUGGUAUCACCAGUGAAGUGACUUUUUUUUCAAAGAACUCAUGUAUCAUGGGACUCUCUAUUUUUCCUUCAAAUCAUGUGAAGCUCCCGUGGCUAAGAAAAAAGUUCACUGCAUUUUUCUCACGUGUAAUCCAUGUAGGUUUUGGCCCCAAAAAAGGAAAAACAGUCCUUGUAGGUUAGAUAUUAUUAUUGUUCUAUGCUUGGCAGGUCUGGUAUUAUAUGGGGUUAAUAAACAAUGGAAUCUCCCAUUAUGUAGCCCUGUAUUUUGUGUGUUUCAUUAUUAGUGUAGCCAUGUUGUCAUAAUAUUUUAUGUAUGAAUGUGAUAUAAAUAAGUUGAGUCUCUUUUCUAAA
Prosopis cineraria is the source of this 2657-nucleotide messenger RNA. Its product is annotated as protein ETHYLENE INSENSITIVE 3-like. The coding region runs from base 437 to 2323 and encodes 628 amino acids. The record is from RefSeq and is a predicted model, not a curated record. The transcript has 3 exons. Gene Ontology annotation, cellular component: nucleus. Gene Ontology annotation, molecular function: DNA-binding transcription factor activity; DNA binding. Lineage: Eukaryota; Viridiplantae; Streptophyta; Magnoliopsida; Fabales; Fabaceae.